AGGAAACCAACAUGAAGAAUCAACAUCAACUACCGAUGAAGAGACAGAGCCACAGAACAGAGAUCAGAGGAAGAGAAGAGACAGAAGUCAUGUCCAAAGUGUGGCCAGCUCUCACAUGUCAGAAAGUCAGUGUGACUCUUAUGUCAGAAGAAAGUUUAAGAUCAAAACUUCUGUUAAGAAACACAAACAAUCUGCAAAAGAAAAGAGACUUUCCUCUACAGGGUCUGGAAAAAGAACAAGAAAUCCACACGACGUGUCCGUCUACAUGAGAACUAAGUCUGAUGAACAACCUCAUGUCUGUAAAGAAUGUGACAGAAGUUUUAGUUAUGCAUCUAAACUUAGGAGACACAUGAGAACUCACACAGGAGAAAAGCCUUUCUCAUGUAAAGAAUGUGACAGAAGUUUUAGUGCUAAAUCUACUCUCAAAGAUCACAUGAGAACUCAUACAGUAGAGAAGCCUUUCUUGUGUAAAGAAUGUGACAGAAGUUUUGGUGCUAAUUCUAGUCUCAAAAAACACAUGAGAACUCAUACAGGAGAGAAGCCUUUUUUGUGUCAAGAAUGUGAUACAAGUUUUAGCUAUAAAUCUAGUCUCAAAGAACACAUGAGAACUCAUACGGGAGAGAAGCCUUUCUUGUGUAAAGAAUGUGACAGAAGUUUUGGUGCUAAAUCUAAUCUCAAAGGACACAUGAGAACUCAUACGGGAGAGAAGCCUUUUUUGUGUCAAGAAUGUGACAGAAGUUUUAGUUAUGCAACUAAACUUAGGAGACACAUGAGAACUCACACAGGAGAGACGCCUUUUUCAUGUAAAGAAUGUGACAGAAGUUUUAGCAAUAAAUAUAAUCUCAAAACACACAUGAGAACUCAUACAGGAGAGAAGCCUUUCUUGUGUAAAGAAUGUGACAGAAGUUUUGGUGCUAAAUCUAGUCUCAAAAAACACAUGAGAACUCAUACAGGAGAGAAGCCUUUUUUGUGUAAAGAAUGUGAUAGAAGUUUUAGCGAUAUAUCUAGUCUCAAAAAACACAUGAGAACUCAUACAGGAGAGAAGCCUUUCUUGUGUAAAGAAUGUGAUACAAGUUUUAGCUAUAUAUCUAGUCUCAAAAGACACAUGAGAACUCAUACGGGAGAGAAGCCUUUUUUGUGUCAAGAAUGUGACAGAAGUUUUAGUCAAAGAAAUCAUCUCAAAAGACACAUGAGAACUCAUACAGGAGAAAAGCCUUUUUCGUGUAAAAAAAUGUGACAGAUUUAAAUUAAAUCUAGUCUCAAAAAACACACAAGAACUCAUACAGGAGAGAAUUUUAUUUUUGAAAGCAAGUGAAACCCACAGUGUAUAAAUCUCGAAGAAAAGACAAUGUUUUUACUUGGAACAUUAAAAUAUAGUGAAAAACAUUUUUCCCUAUUUUAAGGGCCAUGUAAAAUCAACUUUUUAAAAGUGUAUUAUAAUGUUCAUUCUUCACUAUAAACAACCCAAAAUUAUUAUUUUGAUCCUUUCAUGCAUUGCUGAGUCUUCCUCUAAAAAUCUGCACUCUGAGCACCAGCCCCUCCUAACCCACAAAAACAAGCUGGUUCUCACAAACUGACAUCACAAAGUGAGGACGGCCCCUUUCAGGAAGUGUCUCCACUGCUAGCACUGCCCCAGGCUAAACACCUUCAAAAUUCUUUCAUUUUAGCAUUGAGUCUGAGAAGAAAUGGGUUCCUCUUGCACCUGAUCUGCAGAGACAUAGAUCUAUAUGGAUAUAGUUUACUCUGAAAGGCUUAAGAGUGUCAUGAUAAAGACCUUAAAAUGGUCUGUCAGUUGGUAAAAUGAAGUUGGUUUCUAAAACACUUCACUGCUGACGAGCUGUGUGGAGAUUCUGCUUUUAUUUUCCAGCAGAACUUGGAUCAUUUCCACUCUACUAAAGGUACCUAAAGCUGCUUAUCCCUAAACAUCUGUUUCUGUGUUUGAUCAACCAGCAAAUUCCCUGACCUGAACCAAUAAAAAUCUAUGAAGUGUUUUUAAAGAGGAAGAUGAGACAGCAGAGCCAACAAUGAAGAUGAGCUGAAGUCAGCUAUCAAAGCAACCUGAGCUUUCAUUCCAUGUACACAGAGCCACAGGCUGAUGGCCUCCAUACCACAUUGAUGCAGUCAUUGAAUGAAAAGGAAGAACAAGUGAUUAUUGAAUGCAGAGAAAAGAACAGUUUUCUGAAUCUGACAUGUGCUGAAAACAUUCUUUUAUGAUUCUUCUGAUUGAAUAUUCUCAUUUUCUAAAACUAUUAUUAUGAUGUCAUCAUCUAUUAGUCAUUAUGAUCACACUGAUCAAAAUAAAGAAAUGUGUAAAUAAUUCUAUACAUCAUGAGUUUCAUUUUUGUGUUGAUGAAAAAAAGAUGUAACUAGAUUAUGAAAUGUCUGUUACAAAUACUUGGAAAUUGAAAUGUUUUGUUUUAGAUUAUUGGAAGUUAAAAUGUCUUGUUUUGAAUUAUGACAGUAAGGUUUGAUUUAAGAAAAAUGUUGGUUGAUUUUUAUUAAUACAUUUUGUACUUUCAUGAUAUUGUAGUUUAUGUAGAGAAAAUGUUAUCUGUGUCUGUGUGCUACCAUGGUAACAGUAGAAUUAUUACACAUCUAGUUCUAUCAGUUUUUAUAUGAGUUGUUAACAUUUCAAUAUUGUUUUUCGAAAUAAAAUGUCAGUUUAAUUUGCAGUUUUUUGCUGACUAAUGUCAGUAGAUAACUGUUAAUCAAGAUUUUUCUGAAAUUGUAUUAAAGAAGAGUCAGGGUGUGUUGUUGUGAUUCCUGUUUUGUAUCAGAGAUUAGAAGUGUUUCUCUGUUCUUUUUAGU
Molecule: messenger RNA, 2808 nt
Organism: Oryzias melastigma (Indian medaka)
Lineage: Eukaryota; Metazoa; Chordata; Actinopteri; Beloniformes; Adrianichthyidae
Product: gastrula zinc finger protein XlCGF8.2DB-like
Exons: 1
Coding region: 116-1237 (373 amino acids)
Biological process (GO): regulation of transcription by RNA polymerase II
Molecular function (GO): DNA-binding transcription factor activity; RNA polymerase II cis-regulatory region sequence-specific DNA binding
Source: RefSeq, a predicted model, not a curated record